This is a messenger RNA of Dermatophagoides pteronyssinus (European house dust mite), 801 nucleotides long. Its product is annotated as 26S proteasome regulatory subunit 6B homolog. NCBI's taxonomy places the organism in Eukaryota, Metazoa, Arthropoda, Arachnida, Sarcoptiformes, Pyroglyphidae. The record is from RefSeq and is a predicted model, not a curated record.
AUGAAGUCUGUGCCACUGCUGAUCGGUCAGUUCCAGGAGAUGAUCGACGAAGACCACGCUAUCGUGCAGGGCAUCGGCGGUAUGAACUUCUACGUGCGCGUGUUGACGACGAUUGACCGCGAGAAGCUGGAGCCGCCGACGGGCGUGUUGCUGUACGGGCCUCCGGGCACUGGCAAGACGCUAAUGGCAAAAGCCGUUGCGAACUCGACGAACGCGACGUUCUUCGCCAUCGUUGGCAGCGAGUUCGUGCACAAAUACCUUGGCGAAGGCCCGCGACUCGUGCGCGAGAUUUUCAGGAUGGCGAACGAGCACGCGCCGAGCAUCAUCUUCAUCGACGAGGCGGACACGAUUGCGACGAAGCGCUACGACGCGCAGACGGGCGCGGACCGCGAGGUGCAGCGCAUCCUGAUGGAGCUCCUGAACCAGAUGGACGGCUUUGACCAGGCGACGCAGGUCAAAGUGAUCAUGGCCACCAACCGCGUAGACACGCUCGACCCGGCGCUGCUGCGCCCAGGCCGACUGGACCGCAAGAUAGAGUUUCCGAUUCCGGAUAAACUGCAGCGGCGGCUGAUUUUCCAAGCUUGUAUGAACAAGAUGAACAUUAGCCCGAAUUUCGACUUGCACGCGCUGCUCAGCCGCCCGGGGCACCUCAGCGCGGCGGACAUCGCUGCGAUCUGCCAGGAAGCGGGCAUGCGCGCGAUCCGCGCCGAUCGCUACGUUGUUGAGCAGGACGACUUCGAGCAGGCGUGGAACUCGCAGAGCAGCGCGAAGAACCAGACGCAGAGUUUCUACAGUUUUUGA